This is a messenger RNA of Alligator sinensis (Chinese alligator), 3336 nucleotides long. RefSeq lists its product as uncharacterized. NCBI's taxonomy places the organism in Eukaryota, Metazoa, Chordata, Crocodylia, Alligatoridae. The transcript has 5 exons. The record is from RefSeq and is a predicted model, not a curated record. The coding region runs from base 495 to 1157 and encodes 220 amino acids.
GAAGCAGUCUCUGUAGUUGGGUGCAAUUAGUUAAACUAUGCUAAACUGCUAACAAUCUUAAUUCAUUUCUUUUAAGCUUGUGCAACAUUUAUGUAACAGGAGACUCAGGUGUGGCAACUGGGUGUACUCCCUGCUCUGACUCUUUGCCCUACUUACAGAAAUGCUGUAGUAGCUGAACAGGAAUAAGGAUGGGCUGUGAGAAAUUAGUGAUAAGAAAAUAUAAACAAACAAAGGAAAUGAAGACAGUUUGCCUGUAAAUGUUUUCUUUAUGGCUUUAAAAGGCAGAGAACUUUGAGUCCUGGAGAUGAACAGAACAGGAGUUAAUGCAGUGACAUUCUUUCAAUUUGGAAAACUUUGUUCAGUAUGAACACAAGCUAAAGGAACCCCAGGGCAAAUUCUGCUUCUCAUUUGCCCACACAAGAAGAUUUUCCUUGGCAUUUGAUACAGAGCUACAACCAGCCAUCACUGCAACUGGUCUCCAAGUAAGAUAAAUUAUGAAGCUGUCCAUUCUUGGUGCAACAGGUCAGUCUGGUCAGUAUCUGGUCUUGCAGGCACUUGAGGAAGGCCAUGAAGUGACAGCACUUGUUCGGAACAUCACUAAUCUGACUAUUCAACAUAAAAAUCUGAAGGUGGUGGAAACAAACAUCUUUUCGGCAGAACAGUUGUCAGAACAUUUGCAAGGCCAAGAUGCUGUAAUUUCCUGCUUAGGCUUCCCUUACAAGAUCUUCUCAGCCAUUUCAGGAUAUGCUGAUUCUAUGAGAGCUAUUGUGGCUGCCAUGAGGCAAUCUGAUGUGAGCCGUAUAAUAGCCAUGAUAUCAUGGUACACUUCCCCUGAAUCAGGCCAGAAUGCUCCAGCUCUAGUGUGUUUUUUCCUCCUGCCACUCAUUAGAAGUGUGCUUACUAACAUGUACCAGAUGGAGAACUAUUUAGAGAAGGAAUGUGCUGACCCCAACUGGACUGUAGUGAGGCCACCAGGGCUAAAAAACAUCCCAGCCACAGAUAAAGAACUCCUGACUCAUGAAGGGUAUUUUGUUCCUGAUCCCAGUGGGUAUCCAGUGACCAACUCAGUGGCAAGAGGGGAUGUAGCUUGUUUCAUGUUGUGUCUGCUUAACAGUAAUGAAUGGAUUAAAAAAGGAGUGGCAAUGUGCACAAAAUAGAAGUGGCAUUCCCUCUGGGUAGGACAACAUUAGCCCCAGUCCUGUAAAUGAGAAAGCAUCAGCACAGACCUUCAAACACUCAUGGCAUGCAUAUGAACUAAAUUACGUCCAAAUGCCCAGAUCCCCAAAAUGACUUACAUAGCUGAAGUGUGAGGUAGGUGGGAUUUAGUUAAGUCUAAGAGAGCAACUUUUAAACCCCACACCUAACCUCUUAGAUGCCUGAAAGUCUAUAUUCACUCAAGUUUGCAUGGUGAAGUGACCUAAGUACCUAGAGCUCAGCAUACACAGAAAGGAUGCCAUUUUAGCAGCGUUGAACAACUUAUUGCAUAUCUCAGGGUUAAUCUUGUUCAGGAUCCUCAAACAAGGUGUUCCCCUAUUCAAGUCUGCUGAAGGGCCCAAGUCAGUAGACAUGCUUAGAGCAUGCCUAACACCCACAGAAAGUUCAGCUCAACAUACAGCAGCUAUAGCACCCUGAUUUUAAGGGACAGUUAAAAAGACAAUUAAGAGCUCAAGACUUGUCCCUCCUAAAUGAGUAACCUAACCAAAAUAUCAGCCUAGGGAUAAGAAUUGUCAUUCACAACUAACAACUGCCUGUCACCAGGGCUGACUUGUUUGGUCAUGCUAGGCCUGAACAAGUCAGAGUAAACACACACAGUCUCUUUCUCUCUGCAGAUUUCUUAUGCAUCUCUGUCUGGUUUCCUGACCACCUUCUUCUUACACACUGGCUCUUUUCUCUCUGUUUAAUCAACUUUCAUUCCCUCUACAAGUUCUUUGAUUACUACCACCCAAAUCUCCAGCCAGUCCCAAUGCAGGCAAACCAACCCUUAUCAUCUCCAAACACACAUUUAAGUUCUUGCCACAGGUGUAGCCCUAGGGUCAGAAGGCACUCCUAACCCGUGAUAAAUUUUCUGCUCCUCUUCAAAGGAGCCAAUUUUCUCAGCUUUUGGCACUGACAGUAUUCACUAUUUUCAGUGCAGUAAGCUUUUCCCAGCACCUGCUUAAUGUUUGAAAAGGAUCCAACCCUUAAAAGUAGUAUCUGCUACUCGUUAAAAAAAACAACAACCAAAGAACAAAAAAACUACACAACUUUUUUACUAGCUACUUCAUGUAAUUGUACAUUUGUACCUUGUGGCAGAAAUGCUACCACAAAACAAAACUUACCUCCAGCACCGGGACAGGGAGAAAAGUGGCAACUGCAGACUGCCACCAAAGAUCAAAGACGCCAUGGCAGCAACAUCGCUGACAGCAAACAAGCUGAGCCUCUGCACGAGUGAGGAAAAAAGCGGCGACAGCAGUCUGCCACUGGGGAUCAGGCACCUUCCCCACAACUGAUGUGGGUACAUUUUGUAGCUGCGUGCUGAUACCAGUUUAUCAGCUGGCCCUCAGAGCAGGGGAUAAAAACCCCACUGACCCACAUUCAGGGAGGACUGAAAGUGUGUCCUCCGGAGAGCCCAGGGGAACCUGAGAUAGAUGAAUCCACCAGCAGGUGCGAGUGGUGACAACCGCAAGAAGUGGGAUGCCCUACUAAGGCUGGCUCAGAGGAGCCAGAGUAUAUACCUCUCUCAAGACUGUGGACAAUGCAGACAAUGCUGGGAGAGACUGGGACAGCACAAUGGUGAGCCUAUAGAGAGAAAAAAAAAAAGAAGGAAGGAUACGGAAGCUGAGAGUAGCCCCUGGAGGGGAGAGAGAGAGUACCGUGGGGUAACUUCCAGGGGGUGAACACUACAAUGAGUAAGGCCAAUGUAAGGCCUACAAAAGGACAGUAUACCAUCCAAAUUGGGACUAAGAUCAGAUAAGGGCCAAAAGCCCAGCUAUGGCAAGUUGCUUUUGCUUUAGCCUUGGCCAAAAACUAACAUCAUCACUGGUUGGCACAAAACGGGGUGUAGGGGAGGCAGAGCCCCGAGAUGAAGGCCUAAGUGAGUGACCAAAGAGAAACCCAGGAGUAGCUGGAUUAUUGAACUUCUUCCCAGCAGUAAUCCAUACCAACAAAGACAUGGCAGGAGAGAACCCCUGGGGAUCCUUUUAGGAAACUUCACUGAAAGGUAAGCUGUUGACCUGAAAGGAGACAGCUGCAUCUGAGCGGCCCAAAAAGGCAAAGCGUUCUAGUGAAUGUCAUGGGUGAUUACAGGGGUGUAGGUUGUAGCCGUGUUGGUCUAAGGACAUAGGCAGACAAGGUGCC